AUGAAGACAAAUUUGUCACCGACCAAGGCUUGGGCAAUGCAGUGCCAGGUCCCUGGAAGCUGCCCUGGCCGGCGACCAAUCACCAAAAGUGCCAGUCGACGACUCCGAAUCACAGAGGCAGGUCGCCUGGCCCGUCUCUUGAAACUUGCCUUGACAUUGAGGAACCGCAGCUGUUUCGGCCUUUUCUGCAGCCCCUUUUGA
Messenger RNA from Phytophthora nicotianae INRA-310, 201 nucleotides. RefSeq lists its product as hypothetical. NCBI's taxonomy places the organism in Eukaryota, Oomycota, Peronosporomycetes, Peronosporales, Peronosporaceae. The transcript has a single exon. The record is from RefSeq and is a predicted model, not a curated record. The coding region runs from base 1 to 201 and encodes 66 amino acids.